UCCUGCUCCUUCCCCCAAUUCUACCAUAUCUUUCCUCGGCCGAUGCUCGCGCGUGCGUUCAGAUGGCGUGUUGGGUGUCGACCUUGAGCUCAUUUCUUUCAACGUCGGUCCCUCUCCUGUCGCUGUCGGAGGUGGCACUCUACCCGGAGGCAGUCGAUCGUCGACUGCUAACACUCCCCAAACUCCGCGCAGUCGCAGACGUCACGUCAACCCUCAGUUGACAUCGCCGCAGGCCACUCGGGUGACCGCCAAUGUAUCACCAUCUGCGUGCGUCACUUCGUACUUCCUCUGCCGUCGUUUUCUGAUCUGCAUGCUGUAGUUCAUCGUCGACGUCUCGCACGGCAAACCAUCCUUCGACCUCUUCGCUUACUGCGGACAACUCUAGUGCUGCUGCACUUGAGUUACCUCUCCCGGUCGACCUCCGCGAAAUGUCUCCUCUCACGGACGCCCCUGCGGAUGAAAUCAAUGGUAAUGUGCCCGACGCGCAUGCAGAAGACUCUCCUUCUCAGCGGAAGGGGAAGAAACGCGCCCGCGCUGCCUGACGUCCAUGUCGUACGUUGAUCAUUGCCUUUUUUUGUUCUAUUCGCCUGACGUCAGAAUGUACAGCCAGUAUGCAUCAGUCUUUGUACUUAUAUCACCUGUGGCCGUGCUGAAUGUACUGUAUUGCGAUAUGUAUUUUUAUGUUCAUGCGUGAGCGCGUUCGACCUUGCUAUUGCCUGCUGGACCUUGCGCAGGGUGCGUAUAGGCCAACAGCAUAACCGUGGGAACUA
This is a messenger RNA of Fomitopsis serialis, 770 nucleotides long. RefSeq lists its product as uncharacterized. The record is from RefSeq and is a predicted model, not a curated record. The annotation marks the transcript as partial. Lineage: Eukaryota; Fungi; Basidiomycota; Agaricomycetes; Polyporales; Fomitopsidaceae. The transcript has a single exon.